CACUUCAAGAGCAUUAAGCACACUGCAAGUACUUCUGUUUGCUUCAAGAGCACUUCAGUCAGUUCAGAAUUCAGACACGUUCCGAGCCAGGGCAAGACAGGCACAGGAGCACAACAGCGAGUUGGGCAGGUAGAGCAAAGACUCAUAACCCCUUUUAUAAAAUUUAGAUUCUGUUCCAGAACUGUGCUAAGGAUACACAUUAACACGUGAAAAAAUAUGAAUGUACUUGUUUCUUGCAUUGGUAAGCCAGCUUGCACGUUGCCAAGAGUUUUGUCUACAAGAUGCAUAGCAUUUACUGCAAAGAGAAAAGAUGAUAAAAACAGUCUUGACAUUAAUUCGCUAGAAGAUGCUCCAGUCCUAUUGGAAACUGAUUCGGGGUUGAGCGAGGAACAAAUUAAACAGCAAAGAAACAAAUCUAGACUAAGAAAUGCACAUAGAAAUGUUCUUCAUAAUUUGCCACCUUCUUAUAACGAAUCACAUCGAUUCCAAGACACAGUAAGAUAUAAGCGAAGAAUGUUUGGCCGAUAUGGUAUAGAUGCUAGUGACGUUACUAUUGGAAUUGCCUGGCCAACAAAGAAUGAAGUUGAAGAAAUGAAAGAAUACGAGUCCAUUUGUUAUCCAGAAUCUAUCCAUCAGAUAUGGAAUAAGAUUGAGCAGAAAAACAUUGAAAAUGCAGAGGAUAUGCGAGCCAGAGAAGCAAAUAUAGUAAAGAAUAUGUUGAAAAUGGAUGCCUGGACUGCAGAAUUGAAUGCAAAAGUGGCUAAAAAGGAAGCAGAAGCCAGAGCUGCCAGAGAACGCAAGGAACGUUUGAUAGAAGAAGUGAGACGCACCUUAGGUUUCUUGGUUAGUCCAAAAGACGAAAGGUUCAAAUUAAUGUUGGCUCAGAAAGAUAAAGCUGAAGCUAAAUUGAAGAAAGCUGCCAAAAAAGAGGCAAGACAACAAAAACUCAUGGCUAUGAUUACAGCUGCAGCUGAUAAAAAAACUGAAACAAAUACAACCGAUAGCCCAGAUACCAAAAAUAAUAAUGAGCCAGUACAAUGAUUAAAAUGAUGAUUUUUGUUACUAUUUCGCAAUUAGGAAAACCCACAAUUAGUAUCCUUCUGUCAAAAAAUAUGGUAACUAUUUAUAAAUAAAUAUAGAACAUCUCCGAAA
This is a messenger RNA of Athalia rosae (coleseed sawfly), 1152 nucleotides long. It is a transcript of the gene CRIF, whose product is annotated as growth arrest and DNA damage-inducible proteins-interacting protein 1. Gene Ontology annotation, cellular component: nucleus. Lineage: Eukaryota; Metazoa; Arthropoda; Insecta; Hymenoptera; Athaliidae. The coding region runs from base 217 to 1041 and encodes 274 amino acids. The record is from RefSeq and is a predicted model, not a curated record. The transcript is spliced from 2 exons.